UUUAUUAAGCGUCCCCCAUCCUCCCUGCUCUACAUGCCUGGGACAGAUUUAAAAUACAUCUUGACAUUUCUUCUUGGAGACACAAAGCGGUACCCAAUGUGCCGAGGGAAACCAAACAAAACAAUGACAGCAAACAAGAGGCAAUGAACACACAAACAGAUGCCGGGGAAGAAGACAGUGCCGGAUGGUGCGAGGGAUGGAGGAAGAAGCCAAGCCAGGCCGGGAUGCGGUGCUGAUGUGGCAUAAGGUCUCCAUUGGCAUCCUCUUCUGCGUCCGAUGUGCAUCACCUCCAAGCCUGGUCUCCCUCCGAGGCAGGCAGGCCGGGAAUGGGUUAAUGCGAAGACCCUUCUACUUCCGGAUGUGUUCAUAGCUCAGGGCUGUGGAGCUGGGAGAAGGAGAGCAUCUUUCUUUCUCUGCCUCCUCUCCCCUCCUCCUCUUCAUCUUCAUCUUCCCAUCUGGAGAUAGAAUAAAAGAGAGAGAGGGCACAUCAGACAGGAUAAACACACACAGCUGGCUAUUCAAACAAGGACAGAUAUUGUCAUCUUCAUCCCAAUCUUUAAAAACAUCUUAGGUUGACAGGCCACUGGGUCCUUCCCUGGACUCCCCACAUCCAAGGCCCCAUCUGUCCAAGAUCUACGGCUGCUUUAAGAGGAGGAGGAGACCAGGAGAAACUGACAAGCCCAUCUUGUGUGUGUCUCUCUCUGUGUGCGCCUCCUCCUCUGUCUCUCUCUCUAUCCCCCCCCCCCCAUCCCAAUCCCUGACUGUUUGCCAAGGAGAGGGGGCUCGGGACAUAGGGGUGGGUGGGAAGGCAGGCGAGCAACCCUCCAGGGUGGGGGGGCUUUGGGCACCCUCGGAGGAGCCCCCCCACACCCCCUUCCCCACCUCCCAUCCCUUUCUCUCCUCCUCUUUCCCCUCUUUGCUUCUUUUUGUAUAUGUGUGUGUAUCCCUUGCAUCUUGGCUUUGAUAGGAUUGAAACCACAACCAUUUAAAAGCAAGGAGGGGGAGGAGAAAAAAAAAGAGGGGGGGGUUGGAUAGUGGAUGUGGAUGUCCAUGUUUUGAAGGAGCCAAAAGAAAGAAACCAAGGCGGAAGAGACAAGAGUGUGAGCGUGUUUUGGAGGAAGGGUCAUCAUCACACGUCCCUUCUUUCAAAGUAUACUCUCUAUAUUCUGCAAGGAGCAUCCCUUAUAUCCGUUCAGCACUUGAUGGACAGCCCAAAGCUGGAAGACAAGAUCGACUUGGAAGAAAAGAGAUUUCUACAAGCAAGGAAAUAAUCACCCCCUCUUUCCUUUUUAUUUUUUAUUUUUACACACACAAACAUCACAUUGAUGGAAAUCUCCUGCCGGCAACAACAUCUAACUCCUUUUCCUCUUUUUCUCUCUUGCUGAAUUUUUUUGUUGUUGUUGACAUUUUCCAAAAUUGUUCUUCCUUGGACCCUUUGAACUCUUGAACAAACGGCAAAAAUAUUCUUCUUCCUUUUGGAAGGAUUUUUGUUCAGUUUUUAAAAAGAAGCCAAUUUUUGUUUUGUUUUUGGCCACAGUAUUUUUUUUUCCUUCUUUUUGUCCUCCCUCCUCCUUCGAUUUGGCUGACAUGAUGGGAAGCAGCAUGAAAGACCCCUUCUUUGGCAAAGAGUGAAGUUUUGCUGGAGCCUCCAAGAGGAGCCGUCUCCCCCCAAAGCGGGGGAGAAGCCCACGGAAAAGGAAACCUGGAGGGAAAACUUAGGAGUCUCUGAUGGCACAAAGGUACGAUGAGCUGGUCCACUAUGCGGCCCUGGAGGGGGUCUCCUUGCCGGGAGGGGCGUCGGGGGCACCGUCGGGGGCCUUCGGGGAGCCCCACCCGGGGGCACGACCCUUGCCCGCCCACCACCCACUCAGCCAAGGCCCGCCCUAUGGCUCGGCGGGGGUCAACAGCCACCGGCCUGGGAUGCCCCCUGGAAUGGGGGCCGGAGAUGCCCUGAAGCGGGAGAAGGACGAGAUUUAUGGGCACCCCCUGUUUCCGCUGCUGGCCCUGGUCUUUGAGAAAUGUGAACUGGCAACCUGCUCUCCCAGGGAUACCUCUGGCUCCUAUCCAGGAGGAGACGUCUGUUCCUCAGAUUCCUUCAACGAAGACAUUGCCGUCUUUGCCAAACAGGUUAGGACAGAAAAGCCCUUAUUUUCUUCCAAUCCUGAGCUGGAUAAUUUGAUGAUCCAGGCCAUCCAAGUGCUGAGGUUCCACCUUCUGGAGUUAGAAAAGGUACAUGACCUCUGUGACAACUUCUGCCACCGCUACAUCACCUGCCUCAAGGGGAAGAUGCCCAUCGACCUGGUCAUUGAUGACCGAGACGGCGGCUCCAAGUCCGACCUAGAAGAUUUUGGCGGGUCUUGUGCCAGCCUCUCUGACCAGAACAACUCCUGGAUCCGGGACCACGAUGAGACAGGAUCCACGCAUUCGGGAACGCCGGGACCCUCCAGCGGUGGAAUUGCAUCGCAAAGCGGAGAUAACUCCAGUGAACAAGGUGACUGUCUAGACAACAGCGUGGCUUCUCCCAGCACAGGAGAUGACGAUGACUUAGACCGAGACAAAAAAAGGAACAAGAAGCGAGGAAUCUUCCCCAAAGUGGCCACAAAUAUUAUGCGCGCCUGGCUGUUUCAACACUUGUCGCAUCCCUAUCCCUCAGAAGAACAAAAGAAACAGUUAGCUCAGGAUACGGGACUGACGAUUUUGCAAGUGAAUAACUGGUUUAUUAAUGCCCGGCGGCGCAUAGUUCAGCCUAUGAUUGACCAAUCAAAUCGGACAGGUCAGGGUGCACCGUACAGCCCCGAUGGGCAACCGAUGGGGGGCUACGUCAUGGACGGGCAGCAGCACAUGGCGAUCCGUCCUCCAGGACCAAUGGGAAUGGCAAUGGGCAUGGAGGGGCAAUGGCACUACAUGUAAAGCUCACUGCUGGCACCGGAGGGGAAGUUUCCGGAUUCAGUGAGGGGUGCUGGCCAACCCGCCCCACCAGGUUGAGGGGCACACGACCCGUGGCCCUCGGGGUCUGGCUUGCCCUUCCGCUUGGCUCCUCCCGCACUCUGCAAGACCGUGCCAUAGACUGCCCUCCUUCCUGUGUCCCCUCUGCAGCCACGAAGCAUGGCCACCGUCCGCACUGCCACACUUGACCCCCAACCCACCACCCAGAUGGAUCAAAUAUGGACGGAGCGCAUCCUGUGUUAUCGCCCCCAUCCCUCCUUCACUCCUUUUUUUGCCAAACAAAGAGCCAAUCUGAUACAUCUGAGACCUCAAGACUUCCGAACUUCCAGUGGCAUUCCGUCCAACGAGAUUUUGGGACCAGAUUACGAUAAGCGAGCCGGACUCAGAUGGAAAGGGAUGCCUCCUUCCCCAAGCACUGACAGAGACAGAUAUCCUGGGGGGGAGAAAUGUGGGGAAGCGGAAGGCUGGGGGGAAUGCUGGACUUGGUUGGGGGUCCGUUCUGUAUUUCGUUUCCCUUCACCCACGGACCAUGAGCACGUUUGUACACUCUCCAUGACCACAAAGGAGGACGGACUCCGCUCCAGGCCUUGUUUUUUCCCUUCCACGGACUUCUUUUCCAAACGAGACGAUGUUCAAAGCAGGGUUUGGGCUUUUUUCCCUCCCCGUUUUUGUUCAUUUCCCCCUUUCCUCCUCCUCCUUUCUUCCUUCCGGAGGUUUUAAUUAUUAAUUAAUUAUUGGUGUCGACGCUCAGAAAGGGGAAGUAAAUUAAAUGGUACAUUUUAUUUUCCUUUCGGGUUUCUUUUUGUUUGUUUGUUUGUUUUUGGUUUUUAUGUGUUUUGUUUUAUUGGGCCUUUUUUUUAAAAAAAAAAAGCGAAGAAAAAUGAGAAUAAUUUGAGAAAAAAGAAAACCAAAAUGAACUGAUGUUGCCCUUU
Messenger RNA from Anolis carolinensis (green anole), 3878 nucleotides. It is a transcript of the gene meis3, whose product is annotated as Meis homeobox 3. Gene Ontology annotation, molecular function: DNA-binding transcription activator activity, RNA polymerase II-specific; RNA polymerase II cis-regulatory region sequence-specific DNA binding. The transcript is spliced from 13 exons. Gene Ontology annotation, biological process: positive regulation of transcription by RNA polymerase II; embryonic pattern specification; brain development. Bases 1729 to 2910 code for a protein of 393 amino acids. The record is from RefSeq and is a predicted model, not a curated record. NCBI's taxonomy places the organism in Eukaryota, Metazoa, Chordata, Lepidosauria, Squamata, Anolidae.